AUCCGAAUGCGAAAUGGUUUGGGAAGGCCGACUUGAUGUCGAGCACUGUAAACAGUUCUACUUCCUUUUCCGGUUGGCGAUCGCCUCAAAGGUACAUGAAAGAUGUAUUCGGCGAAUGCAAAAAUAGUCAAGCCUCAGGGCGAAAAGCCUGAUGAUUUCGAGUCAUCUAUCAGCCAGGCUCUGCUUGAGCUGGAGGUGAACUCCGACCUGAAGGCUUCGUUGUAUGAGUUGUUCAUUACUGGAGCUAAGGAGGUGGAUAUGCAGGGCAAGAAAGCCAUCGUGAUCUUUGUCCCUGUGCCACAAAUCAAAGCUUACCAGAAAAUCCAGACUCGUCUGGUGAGAGAACUCGAGAAGAAGUUCAACGGCAAGCCUGUUGUUUUCAUUGCCCAGAGGAGGAUCCUGCCGAAACCAACAAGAAAGAGUAAGAGGCAGAACAAGCAGAAGAGACCAAGAAGCCGUACUCUGACUUCUGUACAUGAUGCUAUUCUGGAGGACUUGUGCUACCCUGCUGAGAUUGUCGGCAAGAGAGUGCGUGUCAAGUUGGACGGCUCUCGCGUUAUCAAAGUGCAUCUUGACAAAAGCCAGCAAAACAAUGUUGAGCACAAGCUGGACACAUUCACCUUUGUAUACAAGAAGCUCACAGGCAAGGAUGUCACAUUCGAAUUCCCCGAAUUCAUGUUGUAAGGUGAAAACUAAGAAUAAAUGAAUUAAAACUAA
Messenger RNA from Aplysia californica (California sea hare), 717 nucleotides. Its product is annotated as 40S ribosomal protein S7. Lineage: Eukaryota; Metazoa; Mollusca; Gastropoda; Aplysiida; Aplysiidae. Gene Ontology annotation, biological process: translation; rRNA processing; ribosomal small subunit biogenesis. The record is from RefSeq and is a predicted model, not a curated record. The transcript has 7 exons. Gene Ontology annotation, cellular component: small-subunit processome; 90S preribosome; ribosome. Gene Ontology annotation, molecular function: structural constituent of ribosome. The coding region runs from base 103 to 684 and encodes 193 amino acids.